AUGCCUGCCAUGGUGAUGGCUGGGCACCCACAGGCGAGGCGGCAGAAGCCGUGGCUCAUGCUUCUUGGGCUUGGCUGCGCAGUCUUGGCCUCGUGGCCUGCGAAUCUAUCCGAAUCUGCGUUUCGUUGUGGCACUUUCGGUGCAGUUGACCAAACGGCUAACCGCAGAUCGGCGCUGCAGCUUGCCGUCGCUGCAGCCGCGCCUGUCCUCCUUCCCGCUGAGAGCAGGGCUGACGUUAUCCGCUUGGUCCGAGAGCCGCUCCCCAAAGCCUUCAGCGAGUCUGUCACCGCGGCGGCCAAAGCGCUGAAGGAAGCCUUGGAGGCCGAGGAGGCAGUGGGCGACUCUUUCAUCGGCCCAGAGCAGGAGGCCAAGCUGUCAAGCCUGGAGCAAAAAGCAGGGAGGCUUGUGCAAGUCUAUGGAGAGACCUACAUCUCGGAGGAUUCUUUAUCGCGCGAUGCUCCUCUGAGGAAGAACCAGGUCCAUUUCGAAAUGGAGGAAACCAUCAACAGCUUCGAGGGCGCCGUCAAGACUGACAAGCUGCCCAAGUACCGGAAGGAACUGAUUGAACGAUUGCAGACGGUAUUAGAUUUGGCAGAGAAGAGCGGUGUGGAGUAG
Symbiodinium sp. CCMP2456 is the source of this 615-nucleotide messenger RNA. Lineage: Eukaryota; Dinophyceae; Suessiales; Symbiodiniaceae. The record is from the annotation of a GenBank genome assembly.